Molecule: messenger RNA, 1008 nt
Organism: Trypanosoma grayi
Lineage: Eukaryota; Euglenozoa; Kinetoplastea; Trypanosomatida; Trypanosomatidae
Product: putative protein transport protein Sec13
Exons: 1
Coding region: 1-1008 (335 amino acids)
Biological process (GO): protein import into nucleus; COPII-coated vesicle budding
Cellular component (GO): COPII vesicle coat; nuclear pore outer ring
Molecular function (GO): protein binding; structural molecule activity
Source: RefSeq, a predicted model, not a curated record
AUGGGUGACGCAGCAAUGGCAGUCAAAGGAUCGAUAGAAUCCGAGGUGUUGCUCGACACCGGACACACGGGCCCCGUCACGGACGCCGCAGUGGACGCGGCUGGCAAGCGCGUGGCGGCGUGUGGCGAGGAUGGCACCAUUCGCAUCUUCGCUCUGGACAGAGAGCGGACCAGCAGGUGGAGUCUGCUGGUCGUGCUGGAGGGCCACACGGGGCCCGUUGUGAGUGUGUCGUGGGCGCCGCCUCCGCUCUACUUCUCGGCACUCCUCUCAUGUGGCGAGGACUGCCAGGUGGUUCUGUGGAGCGACCUUGGCCCAGCUGAGGGGUGGGCGAAGGUGUACGCCACAACACUCGCGUCGGCGCCGUGGUGUGCCGCGUGGGCGCCAGCGGAGUACGGUAAAAUAUUCGCCGUCGGCUGCGCGAGCGGGGCCGUCAUGGUAUUUGCCGGGCGCGAUCAGCAGUGGAGCCACACAGAGCUCUCUGCGCACCCGAGCGCCUGCUGCUCGCUGUCGUGGGCGCCGUCCUUGCCCCCGGGCACACUGCUUACAGUGCCGUUGGAAAGCGAGCUGCGCGGAGGCUCGUCGUCGCCGCCUCCGCCAGGCGGCAUGCCGCUAGCUCCGCCACGUAUCGUCACCUGCGGGGGCGAACGGUGCGUGAAAGUGUGGACGCUCUGCGGUGAGGAAUGGAAGCCGCAGGAACUGCCUGUUGACGUGGAUGCGUCGUGGCGUGUAGUGGCGUGGUCUCCCAGCAUGGGGGUGCCGUUUACAUACAUCGCGGCCGGCUCCGACGAGGGUUUUGUGGUGGUGUGGUCUCAGGACGGGCCGGCGCGGGGCGAGUGGAACCGUAUGGUGCUGCCGCAGCAGGAGUUUGGCGUGACGAAGCUCUCCUGGUCACUCGUAGGAACGUUUUUACUGGUGUCGUGCGCGAAUGGGACGGCCAACAUGUGGCAGGAGUCAGCAUCUUCGCGAGGGUGGGAGCGCGCCUGUGUGGUGGCUCCCCCCAUGGGCUAA